AGAUGGCGUCUCCCAGCGACCAAGCGGUGAACGAUUCACACGUGGGGAAAAAUAAAAAGCCUCCGGCUCGGUACUGGCAGGAGCCUCAGGAAGGGGGCAAAGAUGGAGACAAAGUGGGAAAAGACCGAGGGCAGAAUGAAGAGGCUCUGCAGCCGGAGGAGCGGAGGACGCAGAAAAGAAAGCAAGAGGAAGCUCAAGGGGACGGAAAGAAAUUUAUAUCAGGGAAAUCAGACCCUUUCCCUGGUCCUGCUCCUAUUCCUGAAGACAGGGUGCAGAAGUUCAAAAGGAAAGAUAAAAUGAAAAAGCCUCGCAGUCAGCAUUACAAGCUGAAAGAUGUGAUUACCCGCUCAGAAGAAGCUUCAGAAAUGGCCCAGAAACAAGCUGCCCGGUUUGACCUCCUACUCCCAGAGGACUCAGGGUUUCUAGAAGGAGAUGAAGAUGAAGACACGUGUACAAUCUCUCAGGAGGAUAUUGCAGAUGCUGUGGAUAUAACAUCUGGAGCAAAGUAUUUUAAUCUGAAACUCUCUCAGUUUGGACCAUAUCGAGUGGAUUACAGCAAAACUGGACGUCACCUUUUGCUUGGUGGGAGGAGAGGCCAUGUUGCUUGUAUAGACUGGCUGUCCAAACAGCUGAUGUGUGAGAUUAACGUGAUGGAGUCUGUCAAUGAUGUAAAGUGGCUCCACAGCGAGACCAUGUAUGCAGUGGCUCAGAAGAAGUGGCUGUAUAUCUAUGACUCCAAUGGAAUAGAGCUUCACUGCAUUCGCAAAUUCAAUGACGUCCUUCGUAUGCAGUUCCUCCCCUACCACUUUUUGCUAGCCACAGCGAGUGCUACGAGCUUCCUGCAGUACCUGGAUGUGUCUGUGGGAAAGGAGGUGGCAGCCAUUUGCACCAAGACUGGCCGCCUUGAUGUGAUGUGUCAGAACCCUCAUAAUGCCAUCAUCCACCUAGGACACCCCAACGGCACAGUGACCCUGUGGUCACCCAACCAGAAGGAAGCCCUUGUCAAGAUGCUAUGCCACCAGGGUGGUGUGCGUUCUGUCGCUGUCGACAAGACUGGCACAUACAUGGUGACAUCUGGAAUGGAUAAAAAGCUGAAGGUAUAUGACAUUAGAGCCUUCAAGCCCCUCAAGUCCUACUUCCUCCCUGCUGGAGCUUCCUGUUUGUCACUGAGCCAGAGAGGGCUGCUGUCUGCAGCCACGGGAGAUAUUGUUCAGGUGUACAAGGACGUGUGGAGUGCUCCAGUGACUAAACCCUACAUGGCUCACAGAGCUCGGGGAACAGUGUGGGGUCUGCACUUCUGUCCCUUUGAAGAUGUCCUCGGGGUUGGACACGGAGACGGUUUCACCAGCAUGCUCGUACCAGGUGCAGGUGAACCUAACUUUGAUGGUCUGGAUGCAAAUCCAUACCGCAGUGCAAAGCAGAGGCAAGAGUGGGAGGUUAAAGCCCUGCUGGAGAAGAUCCAGCCGGAGCUCAUCAGCCUGGACCCCUGUGAACUGGGACAAGUUGACCACGCCACCUUUCAGCAAAGACACCAAGACAGAGUCGAAGCUCUGGGCUUUGACCCACUUGCCAAUGAAAGAUUUACACCCAAGUUUAAGAAAAAAGGUCGUAGUUCUGCUGGCAAUGUUGAGAGGCGCAAGAAGCAAGUGGCUCAUGAGGACCAGAGGGAUAUAAUCAGGAAAACUGUGGAGGACAAAAUGAAGAUGGAGAAAGAAAGAAAGGAGAGGGAGAAGAAGAAGGCAGCGGUAUCUAGUUCCAGAUCUGCCUUGGACAGAUUCAAAAAAUAGAGAAGGGUGACCCUUUGUGCUGACUAAACCCCAGCAGCAUUCUGUGGGAGCGACCUUUUGAACUGCAUAUAAAGGACACAUUUUUUGGACACAUAAUUCCACUGUGAGAACAAAACACACACUGUAGAGUUUCUGGAUAGAGUCUGCUAAUGAGGACAUGUUCUGAUGGGUAACAGUUAAUCAGUUCUGAGUGCAGCUGUAGGACAGUUCUAUUUAAUGCCGAUGGCCUGAGGCACUUCCUGUCUCCAUGAGUGGAUAAUGUGAGGUGCCGUCGCUGGGGCCAUAGGUGCCACAUAGAAUUUGUGUUAAGCUGUAUUUUUUUCUCUACUAAUAAACAGAAUUUUCACUAAUUUUUGACCUUUUCAAAUGGAGUGCUUUGGUGGCUGAACUGACUGAGCGUAUGUCAAAUGUUUUAUAUUAAUAUGUUAUUAAAAUAAACAACACAAUGCCGA
Toxotes jaculatrix (banded archerfish) is the source of this 2239-nucleotide messenger RNA. It is a transcript of the gene wdr46, whose product is annotated as WD repeat domain 46. Gene Ontology annotation, biological process: maturation of SSU-rRNA from tricistronic rRNA transcript (SSU-rRNA, 5.8S rRNA, LSU-rRNA). Bases 3 to 1787 code for a protein of 594 amino acids. The record is from RefSeq and is a predicted model, not a curated record. Lineage: Eukaryota; Metazoa; Chordata; Actinopteri; Toxotidae. Gene Ontology annotation, molecular function: protein binding. The transcript is spliced from 14 exons. Gene Ontology annotation, cellular component: small-subunit processome; nucleolus; 90S preribosome.